CAAAAAAACGAAAAACAAAACCCCUCAUCCUCAUUGUAAUGCAAAAAUAAAAAUACAUAAUAAUAAUAAUAAUAAUAACAAUAAAAAAUAGAUAAGAGAAUUUGUAAAUGGAGAAGAUGAAAGGGAAGAGGCCCAUCCAGGUGGUAAGAACAUGGGUGAGAAGACAACCACCAAAAGUCAAAGUAUUAAUGGGUUUUAUUAUGGGAAUAGCAGCCCUUGUUUUCAUACGGAUGCUUGUUUACGAUCAUGAUAAUCUUUUCAUUGCUGCUGAAGCCGUUCACGCCCUCGGCAUUUCUGUUCUCAUUUAUAAACUCGCCACCGAAAAAACCUGCGCCGGACUUUCUUUGAGAUCACAGGAACUUACGGCUAUCUUCUUGGGUUCUAGACUCUAUUGCAGUUUUGUAAUGGAAUAUGAUGUACACACUUUAUUGGACUUGGCUACAUUGGCUACUACCAUAUGGGUCAUCUAUAUGAUGCGUUUUAACCUAAAUGCUAGUUACAUGCAUGAAAAAGACAACGUUCCGAAUUAUUAUGUUGUGAUUCCAUGUGCUUUAUUGUCUCUAGUGGUUCAUCCCACAACACAGCAUCACAUUGUAAACAGAAUUCUAUGGGCCUUUUGUGUUUAUCUCGAAGCUGUCUCAGUACUACCACAACUCCGUGUUAUGCAAAAUACCAAGAUUGUUGAACCGUUCACGGCACAUUACGUUUUUGCUUUAGGGGUUGCAAGGUUUCUAAGUUGUGCCCAUUGGAUUCUCCAGGUAUUGGAUACUAGGGGACGCUUGUUGACAGCUUUAGGUUAUGGAUUGUGGCCGUCGAUGGUCCUUCUUUCUGAAAUCGUUCAAACAUUUAUACUUGCCGACUUCUGCUAUUAUUAUGUUCAAAGUGUGAUGGGCGGGCAACUUGUUUUACGCCUUCCAUCUGGAGUGGUGUGAGCUGAAAACUCAGGGUAAACUAGAGCAGGGUCUAUGGGACCGAUAACUCUCCACUAAUAGAGGUAGUAAGCAACAAUUUGUUUUUUAUAUUUUUCUUUCUUUUUUGGGUAUGCAUAUUAUGUAUGUCACGAUGGGAUUGUAGGAGAGUAACGGGGUUACAUUUCCUUGCAAGCCAUUACCCUGUUAAAUUAUGUAAAAUAUCUUAUCUAUAUCUUAGAUUUCUAGAGGUUGUAUGGAGUUAGCGUUUCUGUGUCAAAACUUUUAUCGAAGACAUAGUUUGUAGAAUGGUUUGUUUUCGUUUGAAAUAUGUUUAGAUGGAGUUUGAGAUGAA
This is a messenger RNA of Erigeron canadensis, 1263 nucleotides long. Its product is annotated as ER lumen protein-retaining receptor erd-2.2-like. Gene Ontology annotation, cellular component: membrane. Gene Ontology annotation, biological process: protein retention in ER lumen. Gene Ontology annotation, molecular function: ER lumen protein retrieval receptor activity. The record is from RefSeq and is a predicted model, not a curated record. NCBI's taxonomy places the organism in Eukaryota, Viridiplantae, Streptophyta, Magnoliopsida, Asterales, Asteraceae. The coding region runs from base 108 to 932 and encodes 274 amino acids. The transcript is spliced from 6 exons.